AUGGAAGACAGACAUAUAAACUUCGAAGUAUUUAAAAGUUCAUAUUUAGAAAAAAACUUGAAAAUACAGGAUUUGGAUGAAUGUAUUAAAAAGAAAAGAAAUGAUAAGAAUAAAGAAAUUAUGGAAAUAAUAUGUCAAGGGACUUCGCUUAAAACGUUGUAUAAAAAUAAUGAUGAUAAAAAUAAUCAUAAUAUUAUUAAUGAUGAUAAUAAUAAUUCUGAUAUUAUUAAUGAUGAUAAUAAUAAUUCUAAUAUUAUUAAUGAUGAUAAAAAAGAAAAUGUGUCUAUUAAAAAAGAUAUUAACCACAUGAAUAUCAAUACAUCUGAUGUUCCUUUGAAGAACGAAAAAAAUAAAAACAUUUUCUUUAAAAAGUAUAAUUAUCUUCACAUUCAUCAUACAGACACGAAGAAGAAAAUAAAUGAAUUCCUAAAAAAAUAUAAAGAUACAUAUAAUAUAUUCAAAGAAAAGAAACUACCAUUAUGUAAUAAUAUAGAUGAAUUAUUUAAUAAUAAUUAUAAUAAUGAUAAAGAACAAAAUUCUCAUAAUCAAUUAUCUUCUGUUAACGAAUAUAAUAAUAAUAAUAAUGAUGUAAAAUCUAUCAUAUUAUUAAAUGAACAAAAUAAAAAGUAUCAUGUCGAUAAUAUUAAUAAUUUUAUACCAAAGAAUAUUAUAAAAAAUAAUUCCUUAGGUAUUCAAAAAAUUCUUAAUAAUAUUAAAAGUACCUUCAAUGAUUUUAUCGAUGUAUAUAUGGAGAAACCAAAUACAGAUAUCGAUUUUUUGUAUAACAAAAUAUAUGAGGAGAAAAAAAAAAAAGAAAAGAAUUAUAAUAAUAAUAAUAAUGAUGAUGAUGAAAUAUCAAAACAUAUAUACGAAUGUAAUAUAUUAAAAGAUGUUAAUCAAAAAGGAAGAGAUUUUAAAGAGAUAAACAGAAUAAAGAAGAUAAAGGAUCAAUUUGGUUGUUCAAAAAAUGAACCGUAUGAAUAUGUAAAUAUGAUGUCUGAAUAUAUAAACAAUAAUAAUAAUAACAAUAAUAAUAAUAAUAAUAAUGAUAAUAAUAAUAAUAAUAAUAAUAAUAAUAAUAAUAAUAAUAAUAAUAAUAAUAAUAAUAAUGAUAAUAAUAAUAAUAAUAGGUGUUUUAUAAAAGAAGGAUAUCAUACAAAUAAAAAACACACAGACAGUAUAAAAGAAAAGACAAAAGAAGAAAGUGAUGAACUUCUUUUAAAUUGUGAAUUAGAAGAAAAUUCAAAUGAUGAAAUUAUUAAUACACAAACGAAUGAUAAGAAUGUGGUUGAUGUAUCUGUAUUAACACAUAAAUAUAAAUAUCGAUCGAACAUUAUAUUUACUAUAAAUAAAAUAAAAAACAUAGAAACUAUUAUAGAAAUAAAUAUUAAUAUUACAGAUAUACAAUUAAAAAUACCUGGAAUGAGGAUAGAAAAUAUUAUCUUACCAUACAAAUAUAACAAUGAUAUAUUAAGAAUAGAAAUAAAAACAUUAAAAAAUAAAUUAAUAAAUAAUAAUAAAUUAAACAAACAUAAAUAUAAUAACAAAAAUGAAUAUAAUUUUAAUUCCUCUAGUUCAGAUCAUUUAUCUCGAACAAAAAAAAAUUCAAAAUCAAAAAUUAUAUGUUAUUAUGCUUUCAUACCUUUAUGUAAUAUAAAAGAACAAAUUAUUAAUAAAAAAUUAAUUUUGAUUAAAUCGAAAAAUAAAGAAAUAUAUGAGAAAGAAAAAUUAUUACCAGAAACAUUAUAUCUAAUACAAUCAAGAGAUAUUACUUCUUCACAAGAAAAAUAUUUUUAUAUUUCUAUAAAAAAGUGUAUACAUGGUAUUCAUUAUUAUCCAAAUAAUAGAAAUUAUGAAAAAGAUAAUAUACAACAUAAUUAUUUUACACCUAUCUACGUAAGUUUAUAUAAUGAUAAUGUUGAUAAUUAUAUUGCUCAUAUAAUAAAUGAAAAUAAUUAUGUCGAAAAAAUAAAAAUACAAAAGAUAAAAGAAAAUAAUAAUCAUCAUAAUAAUCAUCAUAAUAAUCAUCAUAAUAAUCAUCGUAAUAAUCAUCAUAAUAAUAACAUAUCACAAGGAUCAUAUAUUAUAAACAAUAUGUAUUUUAAAUUUUUUUUUAAUCAUAAUAAAGAAUUAGUAUGUAAUAAUCAAAAUGAUACAAAAACAAAUAAUACAAAUGAACACAAAGCCGUUGAUAUAUUCAAUUUUUUAUGUAAUAAUUAUAUAUCAAUAAAAUGUCCAUUGGAUUUAAUUCCUCUAUAUAUCUUACCUUCAUAUCAAGAUCUUCAGUGUCUAGAUUUUAUAGGAAAUAAUAAAUUAUUAAAAUUGAAGUUUAUAUUACAUCUACUAUCUAUUAUGGAAAAUAUAUGUAUUCAUAUAUGUUCACUGAUCAAUAUUAAAAUAAACACACCUCCUAUUUUUAAUCAACAUCUUAGGCCUGUUGAAAUAAAGGAUCAACAAAAUAGAAAGAACUAUUUUACUUUUCUAUACACCUCCUACAGGCCUAAUGAGCAAGGUCUCGAUAUAAGUGCAGAACAUAUAAACCAAAAUAAUAAUAAUAAUAAUAAUAAAAAUUAUGAUAAUAAUAAAAAUUAUGAUGAUAAUAAUAAAAAUUAUGAUAAUAAUAAUAAAAAUGAUGAUGAUAAUAAUAAUAAUAAUAAUGAUAAUAAUAAUAAUAAUAAUCAUAAUUAUAUUUACAAUUGUAAUAAUAAUAUUAUUUGUGGAGAUGAAGAUAAAAAAAAUUAUUUUGUAAAUUAUAUAAAGCCAUUCAUCUUUCGAUUCCAAAAUGUAGAUAAAAAUGAUAUAACAAACAAUUUGAGAAAUAUAAAUAAAUAUAUGUAUAAUAAAAUUAAUAAUAAUGAUGAUCCUUAUGAUUAUACUAAUUUUUAUGGUGAGGAUUCAAUUUCUAUACAUCAAGAUCAACAAAAGAAUCAUGUAACAAAUGACAAAUCUCAUAUGGAAAAAAUAAACGAUAAUGAUCUUUUCAUUUAUGAAUAUGCUAAAAAACAAUCUCUUUUUAUAUAUAAUAUUAUCAAAGAUUAUGAUGAUAUAAUAGACAUACACAAAUUUUAUGAUCAAGAAAAAAAUAUUUUAUAUACUACAAAUUAUAAUAAACACUCUUUCCAAAAUUUCUAUAUGCACAUUAUAGAUGAAUAUAAUAAAAUUAUUAAUCAAACUUGUAUAUCCAAACAAGAAAUAUAUAUAAAUCAACAUGAUAAAAAAAGAGAAAAUGACAUUUCCUUUUUUAAUAAUUCUCAAGAUACAAAAGAUAACAUAUGGUCUAUACAGUAUAAUAAUAAUGUAAAACAAAAUAUUACAAACAAUAAUUUUUUAUCUUCAAAUUAUUCUAAUCUUGAAAAUUAUAAUAAGAGUUACAACAUAUUAAAUCUAUCCAAAAAUGAGCUUAAUAAUAAUGUAACACGUACAAAAUGUAAAAUCAAAGACAUAGGAAAUGUACACGGUAAGAAUAACAAUUUCUUAGAUUUUUUUAAUAAAGAUGAGGAAAAUAAUAAUAGUGAUAAUAACAAAAACGAUAUUAAUAUGCAUGAUCUUCAUAAAUAUAUACAGCAUAAUAAUCCUUCUUCUCCUCAUUACUUUAUAUCCUCUAGAAAUAGGGAUAAAGAACCUCAAGACAAAACACAUAUACAUUAUUUAAAUAACAAAAAAAAUGAGAAAAUAAACGAGCACAUAGAUAUCUGUGAUCAUACAAAUUCAAAAUACAAUCCAUUAAAUAGUAAAGAAAAUAAUUCUAUGAAAAAGGAAAUAAAAAAAAAUCGUGUAGAAUAUAAAGAUAACUUCUCAACGUCUAGUAAAAAAUGUUAUGAAGCUAAUUACAUAAACAAAAAUUUUUCCUUCUCUCCAGAAUAUUUUGAACAAACAAACGAAUGUAUAAAUGAAAAUUCAAAACAAAAUAAUAAUAUGAAUAAAGAAAACAUCCAAUUAUUCCAAGACGAUAACAAAAAAGAAAAAAAUUAUGAGGAAUAUAAUAAAAUUAAUGAACAGUUAGAUAAUCCAAUAUAUAAAACAAAAGAAAAAAAUCGCAAUAAUAUUAAUAAAAAUAAAAAUAAUAAUAAUAAUAAUUUAAGUUAUAUGUAUGGACAAACUAAUAUAAAUAAUAAGAAAAAUAUAAUUUUGAAGGAUGGAACUAUAGACGAUGUAAAAAAAUUUAAUGAUGAUACUUAUAAUAAUAGAAAAAAAACUUGUAAUUUGAUUAAAUCUAAUAUUUACAAAAUGUAA
Plasmodium reichenowi is the source of this 4233-nucleotide messenger RNA. RefSeq lists its product as hypothetical. NCBI's taxonomy places the organism in Eukaryota, Apicomplexa, Aconoidasida, Haemosporida, Plasmodiidae. The record is from RefSeq and is a predicted model, not a curated record. The transcript has a single exon. Bases 1 to 4233 code for a protein of 1410 amino acids.